Rhododendron vialii is the source of this 3513-nucleotide messenger RNA. RefSeq names its product receptor-like protein kinase HSL1. Gene Ontology annotation, cellular component: plasma membrane. The transcript has 2 exons. The record is from RefSeq and is a predicted model, not a curated record. NCBI's taxonomy places the organism in Eukaryota, Viridiplantae, Streptophyta, Magnoliopsida, Ericales, Ericaceae. Gene Ontology annotation, biological process: protein phosphorylation. Gene Ontology annotation, molecular function: protein binding; protein kinase activity; ATP binding. Bases 124 to 3183 code for a protein of 1019 amino acids.
GCCAACCAAAUUUGAAAGUCAAUACCUUUGCCUCUUCACAUUUUCCCGGGAAAUAAACUCCCUGGCCUCCCAACCAACACUUCACACUCGGUGAACUGGGAAAAAACACCCAAAUCCACAAAGAUGCCCACACUACCCUCACCCUUCCCACCCCUCUUCCUCUACUUCCUCCUCACUCUCAUGCCCUUUCUUGUAAUUUCGCAACCCCCGGCAGACCAAACCCAAACAAUCCUCCUCACCAUCAAACAGCAGUGGGGAAACCUGCCGCAGCUCUCCUCGUGGAACACCUCGUUGCCGCCGUGUUCGUGGCCGGAAAUCACAUGCACUGGCGGCACGGUCACGGGGCUCAACCUCACGAACUACGACAUCACAGAACCAAUCCCACCGUCCAUUUGCGACCUAAAAAACCUAACCGUGCUUGACCUUUCCUUCAAUUACUUCCCGGGAAAUUUCCCCACAGUUCUUUACAACUGCUCAAACCUCCAGUACCUAGACCUCUCCCAAAACAACUUCGUGGGCCCCAUCCCAUCUGACGUCGACCGCCUCUCCUCCUCCCUCCGGUACAUCGACGUCGGCGCCAACAACUUCUCCGGUGACGUCCCGCCGGCAAUCGGCCGGCUGCCGGAGCUGCGGUUCUUGAAGUUGUACUAUAACCUGUUCAACGGCAGUUUUCCGGCCGAAAUCGGAAACCUGUCGAAUUUAGAGUAUCUGAGCAUGCCUCACAAUCCCCUUACCCCGGCGAAAAUUCCGCCGGAGUUUGGAAACCUGAAGAAACUGACUUACUUGUGGAUCACCUUCGCCAAUUUAAUCGGUGAAAUACCCGCAAAUUUUUCGGGCUUGUCGAGCCUUGAGUACUUGGAUUUAUCUUAUAAUGAUUUAGAGGGUCCAAUUCCAAAAGCUCUGUUUCAACUGAAAAACUUGAGUGUUGUUUAUUUGUAUCAAAAUCGAUUAUCUGGUGGAAUUCCGACCCCUAUCGAGUCAUUGAACUUGAUCGAGAUCGAUUUAUCGAAUAACACUUUGAGUGGCUCAAUCUCAGAGGAUUUUGGGAAGUUACAGCAGUUGGAGCUCUUGAAUCUAUAUUUCAAUCAAUUUUCCGGUGAAAUUCCGGCGACCAUCGGAUUACUUCCGGCACUAAAGAACUUUCGGGUUUUCUCGAAUCAGUUGAAUGGCACCUUACCACCUGAAAUGGGCCUUCAUUCCAAUCUUGAAGCUUUUGAAGUCUCUGAUAAUCUGUUCACCGGCGCCUUGCCGGAGAACUUGUGUUUUCGCCAGAGACUGACCGGAGUUGUGGCUUUUUCCAACAAUCUCACCGGAGAAGUGCCCAAAUCGCUGGCGAAUUGCGUUACUGUGCGAACGAUUCAGCUCUACGGCAACAACUUUUCCGGCGAAAUUCCGGCGGGUAUCUACACGUUGUUCAAAUUGUUAAGUUUGAUGAUAAGUAACAAUUCCUUUACGGGUAAUCUUCCAAGUGAAUUGGCUGGGAAUUUAUCAAGAUUGGAGAUCAGUGAUAACAAGUUUUCGGGCCAUAUUCCAAGUGCGGUUUCCUCUUGGGUGAGAUUAGUUGUGUUCAUGGCAAGUAACAAUCAGCUUUCCGGCGAAAUUCCGGUGGGUUUGACUAAUCUCCCGCAGCUGAUUACUUUGAACCUAGCUGGGAAUUCAUUAACCGGAGAUUUUCCCAAGACAAAAAUGUCGUGGGAAAAUCUCAACACUUUGAAUCUUUCAAGGAACCGACUCUCCGGUCCAAUCCCGGCGGUGAUCGGAACUUUGCCGAACCUUUUGAACCUCGACUUGUCGGAAAACCGAUUUGCCGGUCAGAUUCCGGCAGAGUUAGGCCAGUUGAAGUUGAACAUUUUGAACUUGUCAUCCAACCAACUUUCUGGCCAAAUCCCAAGUGCAUUUGAUAACUUGGCUUAUGACACCAGUUUCUUGAACAAUCCCAAUCUUUGUGCCACUACCCCUAUUCCAAAUGUCCGAUUUUGUUCAUCUAAAACCCGAAGAUCGGACGAUUUGUCCCCCAAAAUUCUCGCGUUGAUUUUGGUUUUCGCGGUACUUCUAUUCUUCUUCACCGCUCUAUUGACCUUUUUCAUGGUUAGAGACUACCGGAGGAAGAAGCUCAAACGAAACCUCGCUGCGUGGAAAUUGACCUCAUUCCAAAAGUUUAAUUUCACCAAGGCAAACAUUCUUGCAGGGUUGACGGAGAAUAACUUGAUUGGGAGUGGAGGGUCAGGAAAAAUCUAUCGAGUCGCGGUUAAUAAUUCCGGGGACUAUGUUGCUGUGAAGAAGAUUUGGACCAAAGGGAAGUUGGACAACAAGCUAGAGAAAGAGUUUUCGGCAGAAGUUGAUAUAUUGGGUACAAUCAGGCAUUGCAAUAUAGUGAAGUUGUUGUGUUGCAUUUCUAGUGAGGACUCAAAGCUGCUUGUGUACGAGUACAUGGAGAAUCAGAGUCUUGAUAAGUGGCUACAUGUGAAGAAGAGGAGAGAGACUGAUCCGGCUCGCCGUGUCGUGUUGGAUUGGCCUAAAAGGUUGGAGAUUGCCAUUGGAGCUGCGCAGGGUUUGUGUUACAUGCACCAUGAUUGCACACCGAGGAUCGUUCAUCGUGACGUCAAGUCGAGCAAUAUCUUGUUGGAUUCCGAGUUCAAGGCAAGGAUGGCUGAUUUUGGCCUUGCCAAGAUUCUAGCCAAGCGUGACGAGCUUAACACCAUGUCUGCUGUCACUGGAUCGUUUGGAUACAUGGCCCCAGAGUAUGCUUAUACGAGAAAAGUGAAUGAGAAGAUCGACGUUUACAGUUUUGGAGUCGUACUCUUAGAACUUAUGACCGGAAGAGAGGCCAACGACGGGGAUGAGCACACUAGCCUGGCAGAGUGGGCGUGGCGUCAACACGGAGAAGGAAAUCCCAUCAUUGAUGCCUUGGAUGGGUACAUCAAGGAGCCAUUAUACUUGGAAGAAAAGUCCACUGUCUUUAAACUAGGGCUCAUAUGCACAAGCACACUACCUUCGUCCCGGCCUUCUAUGAAGGAGGUUUUGCAGAUGCUUCGCCGGAUUGGUCCUGUGGAAGGUAGUGAAGUGAAGAAAGUUGGAAUCGAGUACGAUGCUGCUCCCCUCCUUGCCAGUGCCAACAAGUGUCUGUCUAGCUACACGCGUAGCAAGAAGGUAGUAGAUGAAGAUGGCGAUUAUGUUGUCUGAAAUGUGUGAUGCUCGAUUUUGUUGUUGUCGAGAGAGAGAGAGAAGGCGGUCCAGGCAAGUCGUGAAUUUGCUGGCAUCGGAUGAAGACAAUCAUCGUUUUUGUUUUUUAAGCAUAAUGUCAUGUUAUAGUUAGUCGUAGAGAUACAGGAUGCAUAUUAGUACCAGUAAGAUUUUCCAGUUUUACACUGUUCCAACAACAAUAACAAUCUCCAAAGUACAGCUUCAUUAUGCCUUUGAGGGACUGAAUUGUUUAGACUUGCAAAUCCCCAAGGGGAAAUGAUGUUCUGGAGAUGAGACUUGACCAUCUAAGCAAUCUUUUCUGCCCUUCUC